This is a messenger RNA of Bipolaris sorokiniana ND90Pr, 583 nucleotides long. RefSeq lists its product as uncharacterized. The transcript has a single exon. NCBI's taxonomy places the organism in Eukaryota, Fungi, Ascomycota, Dothideomycetes, Pleosporales, Pleosporaceae. Bases 110 to 565 code for a protein of 151 amino acids. The record is from RefSeq and is a predicted model, not a curated record.
CCUCACUAUAUCAUCUUGAUUUCUUGCUGGUUUUUUUUCGGUGGUAACAAUAUUGUUGUUUUUUUGCGUGCUUGUUUUCCACGUCAAUCGAUAUCCCCAAUAUAUCCCAAUGUUUAACUGUCGUCUCUUCAAUGUUCCAUGCAACAACCUGUGGGAAAUAUUUUUGGCAAAUAUUCUAGGUUUAGAAAACUAUGAUACCACUUCGAUUAUCCCCCUCCCCAAAAAAAACGAAAACGAAAACUCCUUUUUCGCCACUCACAUCUUCCGCGCACCAUAUCCCCCCCCCCUCUCCUCCUCUCCCUCCUUUCUUUUUCCCCUCUACUCAUGUACCUACGAACCUCCCUCAUCGUCCAUGUUAACAAUGUCUCUCCACUCCCCCCCCCUUCCCUUGCGAUCGCAAUCGCGUUUCCCCAUACCGCAAAAGCAAACCCAUGCCUCUCUCUCUCUCUCUAUCAUCCAAUCACCACCCUCAAUCAACCCAUUCAACAUAUGCAAUCCACGUCGGGAUAACCUAGAUCAUGCCAAUGCCGAUGUAUGCGCUACAACUCGGGUAUUGCGUAUGUAACAUGUGUGGCGAUGGACU